CAACUCGUCGCUUCGACGGUGAAAAAUCCCAGCUUGGGUGGCUUCAUUGUGGGAAAGAGACUGUGAGUCUUAGAGAUAGGAUACAGAGAGGGAGUCAUGGCGGUGCGAGCAGCUGCGGCGGCUCCUCGUGGUCUUAGAAAACUAUUCUCGAGCUUCGCUUUCGCUCCUCCGCCCAGCAAUGCUGCAAAUACAGCUCUUCCACCGGCCGAACCGUCCACGAACCUCUUCGUCUCAGGCCUUAGCAAACGUACUACUACUGAAGGACUUAGAGAAGCCUUCUCAAAAUUUGGUCAAGUGGUUAAUGCUAGAGUUGUGACGGAUCGCGUGUCCGGAUAUUCGAAGGGUUUUGGUUUUGUACUGUAUGCCACUUUGGAAGAUGCUGCGGAAGGUAUAAAAGGCAUGGAUGGCAAGUUUCUGGAUGGAUGGGUUAUUUUUGCGGAGUAUGCGAGACCCAGAGAACCACCCUCACCGCCAUCUUCAGAGAGAGCUGGAUUUCCUCCAUUUGGACGUCCUUGACUUAGUUGAAAAUGGCCAAGCUUAUCAACCGUAUUAUAUUGCAGUUCUCUAUUUUGCAUUGAGAGAGCUCAAUUGUUUACUAUCAUCUGGCAUGGUAUCUUUUGCUGAAAGGCUUUGAACUUAUUGAACUGAAUGAGAAAACUAUUAGGAUUGCCAGGGGUAUAGUUUGUUAGAGUAGUUUCGAACAUCAAAUUGUAUCUUGUGGAACUGUGUUUGCUAUCUGUUAAUGUUUUGUGGGUUUGUAAUGU
This is a messenger RNA of Telopea speciosissima, 764 nucleotides long. RefSeq names its product organelle RRM domain-containing protein 2, mitochondrial-like. Lineage: Eukaryota; Viridiplantae; Streptophyta; Magnoliopsida; Proteales; Proteaceae. Gene Ontology annotation, molecular function: RNA binding. The record is from RefSeq and is a predicted model, not a curated record. Gene Ontology annotation, cellular component: mitochondrion. Gene Ontology annotation, biological process: mitochondrial mRNA modification. Bases 97 to 516 code for a protein of 139 amino acids. The transcript is spliced from 4 exons.